UCUUUUAUGGUUAAUCAAAUGACUUAAUUGACAUAUGGUAAAAAAUAAAUGCCGGUAAUUUUAAAAAAUAGACUUUCAAAACCAAAUUUGUAAAAAAUAUAUAUCAACAUUCGCUAUGAAAAGGAAACAUAAAGAAAGCAAUAGAGAAUAUCCAAAAGUAUCUCCAUCAAAUGAGCUCUCGAAUUUAGUAGGUGUAGAAGAAAAAAAAAUGAGAAAACAUGCAACAGUAAAUACAGCAAAAAAAACAUCAAAUGAAUCAAAUUUCCACCUUCAGGCCCAUAAACUUCUGAAAUCUACAGAAAUUAAAAGAAAAUAUAAAACAAGACUAACUUCUUGGAUUGACAACUUUCAAAUAUUCCUCAAUACUCUUCCCAUACAUGAAGGCAUCUAUAUAUCAAGCCUAUCUAGAGAAGCUUCCAAUCGACCUAGUAGAGAUUUGAGAUUUGUUAAAAAUAUCGCAAAUCAUGCAAGAAAUAAUCUACGUUGUGAUCAGGAUAUAUCUAUUACUUUCAUUAGACCUGAAUGUGUGGGUACUUUUGGUUUAUAUAAAAUUGAUGCCUUACCAGGUCCAGAUAUUGAAAUGAAUAUUCACAUGACAAUUCCUAAAAGAUGUUUCAAAGAUAAAGAUUUCCUGAAUAAUAGGUACUUUGUGAAAAAAUUUUUCUAUUUAAUGUAUCUAGCAGAGCAUUUGAAUUCUCAAAAUAUUUGCUCCAGUAUAAAGUGUGCCUAUUAUAAUGGAAAUGUUUUAUUGCCAUAUCUGAUCGUAUGCCCAAGUAGUACUGAAAGAAUAAGUAUUAGGUUAUUUCUUAUUCCUGAACAGAAUUAUUUCAAAGUUACAAAAUUUUCUCCAGAAAUUAAUAAUAUCAACACACAAGUUUUUGAGCAAGAUAUAGGCAUUAUAGAGAAUAUAGAAAAAUUACCUACAACAUAUUAUAAUUCUGCUUUAGCUUUUGAUGCAUCAUUAGCUGAAAACCACGUGUUCAUAGAGCAGAUCUUCAGCUGCUCACUCAGCAUUCGAGAAGGUUUGAAAUUAAUUGUCAUAUGGAUGAAUCAAAGAAAUCUUGAUACAGGAAUGGGAGCGUUUUCAACUGAGUUGACAAUUUAUUUCUUAGUAUACUUGAUUUCACAAGGGAUGAUAGAUAAAAAUAUGACCUCUUAUCAAGUAUUUACAAAGUUUUUGUUUUUCAUUCAUACUAUUGAUUUAACACAAAAGGCUAUUAGUAUUUGUGAAGAAAUCUCUGAAGAAGAUUUAUGCACAUAUAAAAGUUAUUUCGAUAUUGUCCUUAUGGAUAAAACUGGACACUAUAAUACAGCAGCUUUUCUUAAUAUUAAUGCUUAUUUAAAGAUGAAACAUGAGUGCAAGUUGGCAUUGGAUAUUUUAGAUCAAUGGAAUAUUCAUUCCUUUUCUGAGUUGUUCUUAACAAAUAUCACUUUAUAUUUGCAAUAUGAUGCCAUUUUGGAUGUGAAAAAUGAUAACAAUUAUGAAUUUUUGUUGAACACUUUAGACCCAAAAGAAAAAGCAAAAUAUAUUGGCAAUCACACAGGGCUUAUUAUCAAAAUUUUGCUAGACUAUUUAAAUAAAGGAUUCCAUAAAAGAGUACACAAUAUUGUGCCUAUAGUACCUGGUACUGUAGAAUGGAAUUAUGGAAUACGUUACAGAAUGACAAAUCGUAGAUUACUAUUUGGCAUUCAAUUGGAUCCAGAUUUUGCAUUCGAUAAUUUUGAGUGUGGGAUAUUUUCAAACAACCUCGAAGAAAGAAAUUUCAAGAAGUUUCAGUAUAAUUUUAUUUCUGAGAGACAGUCCCAUAAUAUCUUGAGUAGAGUAGAAGUCAAUUUGGAAAAUAAUACUAUAAAAGGUAAAAGAGAUAUCAUAAAAAUGAUUUCCAAUUAUGUGAUGUCUGAAACGCUUCAUUUGAAUCAUAAAUUAUAUUACAAUGAAUUGGAAGAUUUUUUGGUGAAUGGAAAAGUGAAAACCUGGUAUCCUUCUGGUACAAAUGAAGAAACGGUUCAAAAAAUCAUCAAUUACUCUGAUGAUCUAGAACAAAAAAUUAAAUCUUUAACUAUCAAACCACAAAUUACUGGCAUUGAAGUAGUAUCAGAUGUUUUUUGCUAUACGAAUGUAUUCCCACCAAUUCCUACAGCAUACAUAAGUGAAAAAGAGCUAACCUAUAUAAAAGAUGAAUUAGUUCAUGUUGCUCCAAAAUAUGUUGAGUCAAUAGAAAGUCUAAUCAAAUUAGCUUAUAGUCCAAAAAAUAUGGAUAAAUCUAGCAUUUUGCAACAGAUGAAAAACGUGUUCGUACAAAUUUCAGAACUCUUGAAGAAGCAAUACCACAUCGUUUCGUCCUUAAACUCUUCAUAUUUGGAUGUUCUCCAUAAAGGCAUUGUAUUCAGAUAUUAUUUGUAUUUACCCAAAGAAUUGUCUUCACUAAAAGGAACUAAUUUUCUACAAAUGCAAGAGAAGCUGCAUGUAGUACCAAAAGUGGUUGAAGCUUUGAAAAGUAUCAACACACAAUAUCCAAGUUAUGGGGUUAGUACAUGUUUAGCAAAAAGAUGGAUAAGAGCACAAUUAAUAGAUGACUUUCUUCUACCUGAUAUGGUGAUAAAUUUAUUGAAUGCUUAUCAGUACCUUCAUCAAUCUUUAUAUCAUGCUGCAGUAGGAUCUCAAGAAGCAUUUUUUCGGUUUUUGAAAUUUUUGAUAGAAAUGCAGUGGGAUCAGCAACCAGUUGUUAUAAAUUUCAAUAAUGAACUGUCAGAUGAAGAUAUAAUGAAGGUGGAAAUUAAACUGCAAGUAGAUAGGAAGAAAUUUUCAGCCUUGUUCAUUUUGACUCCAUAUGAUGAUGGUAAUUCUGUAUUUACAAAGACAGCUCCAUGUAAAGAGGUACUGAUUAGAUUGAAAGUACUUGCUACUGAAUUUCUAAAUUUAGUUGAAAAUAUUAUUUUGGAAGAAUCUCUCUAUAGUUGGAAGGAACUAUUCAUACCUAACAGAAGAGGUUUUGACUGUAUCUUGAACUUGCAACCUCUUUUAAAUCCAAGAAGACAUGAACAAAUAACUAGGUUUGAAAUUGAUUCCAUAUUGAGUUUUGUUGAACCUAAAGAAGAAAAUCAACAUAUGCCUGUAAUAAAUUUCAACCCUGUGCAAUUGUAUCUGAAGGAACUGAGGGCUGUUUAUGGGGACUUAUGCGUUUUUUUCCAUGAUACUUACGGAGGAAAUUAUAUAGGGGUUUUAUGGAAGCCAGGUACAGUGGAAAUAGAAGACAUCAAAAAAGGAUUCGAAAUUUUAGGGAAGAAUAUAUUAAAAUCAAUAAUUAUGAAGAGUUAAAUGGACCAAUUGAAUCAUUUAAAUCAAUUAAUGAAAGAUUGGUUCGUAUUUGUUACUUUGAAAAAUGUACAUAAUUCUCAAUAGUAAUUCAAUUUUUUUAUAAAUUUGAUAUUGUGAAACAAUUGUAUCAUCGAAUUUUAUUUGUUGUACGAUUAAGUAAUGAAUUCCACUAAUUAAAGGAAACGAUAAUGAAAAUAAUGGCAUCAUUUGUAAUUUUUGUGUGUUGAAAAAUUCAGGAUAUCAAGUCUUGGAUAACUAAAUAAUAAAAUAAAAAUUG
Messenger RNA from Harmonia axyridis, 3596 nucleotides. RefSeq names its product nucleolar protein 6-like. Gene Ontology annotation, biological process: tRNA export from nucleus; rRNA processing. Gene Ontology annotation, cellular component: CURI complex; small-subunit processome; UTP-C complex. Bases 116 to 3319 code for a protein of 1067 amino acids. The transcript is spliced from 10 exons. The record is from RefSeq and is a predicted model, not a curated record. Lineage: Eukaryota; Metazoa; Arthropoda; Insecta; Coleoptera; Coccinellidae.